Molecule: messenger RNA, 214 nt
Organism: Amoebophrya sp. A120
Lineage: Eukaryota; Dinophyceae; Syndiniales; Amoebophryaceae
Source: the annotation of a GenBank genome assembly
GCUUGCCGCUUGUUGCCCAAAGAGGCGCACCUGGUGGACUGCGAAGCAACGCAGGUGGCUUAGGGCGGUCUUACAACACGACGCUGCAUGAUCCGCAGACUCGAUAGUGGCGGAUCGACCGGGACGAGGGCUAUGCCUGUAAAGGGGGUCAAAGGUACUAGCUCAACAUGUCAAAAUAGAGAAGUCGCGUCACGGGUUGUGGCUGCCUCGGCUU